This is a messenger RNA of Mucor velutinosus, 642 nucleotides long. RefSeq names its product aminophospholipid translocase. The transcript has a single exon. The record is from RefSeq and is a predicted model, not a curated record. NCBI's taxonomy places the organism in Eukaryota, Fungi, Mucoromycota, Mucoromycetes, Mucorales, Mucoraceae. The coding region runs from base 1 to 642 and encodes 213 amino acids.
AUGGCUAAUUUCCCUCACUGGAUCAAUAAAAAGUCAAGCACUGCUUCAUCAUCAUCAGCAAGCAACCUAUCGCCAAGACAAGUAGCCAACAAAGCCUAUUCGCUUGCUAUCAAGAAGCUGGAUAGAGAUGAUAAAAGACGCAGACCACACUACACUGUCCGCGAAAGACUCUUGUUAUCAAACACAAUGACAAAGGCAGAAGACUUGCUGAAUAAACGUACUCCUCGUUCUAAUCGUAGAGUGCUGGCCUCUGAAUUUGACGAUGAUUUGAUCAUCUGUCCACCUGCUACUCAUAUUCCUCCACCUGCACCUAUCCAAGUCCAACCACAACCUCAACCACAAGCAGAAGAAAAGCCUGCUACACCUGCAUCAACAAUUACGCCUACAUCAAAUCAAGCAUUCCAGCCAUUAGAGUCCAAGACUCCUACCACUACUGCCAAUACUCCCACUGAGGCUCCUGCUCUGAUGAGCUCACCAGCAUUGCCUUCAGCUGAGGAAAUUGCAGUUUCACUUGUCGUUGUGGCCGCAGUUGCAUACAAUUCGCUUGUUGCAGCCACAGUCAAUGAACAAAAAGCAGCAUCAUUCUGUAGACCAAUGAUGAUACCAUCUCAUUCAAUGACAUCCUUUAAAACCAUAGUUUAA